AUGUGGUUCGCGCAAGUCGAAAACCAGUUCGCGAUUGCAGGAAUAACUGCAGACAGUACGAAAUUUCAUUACGUGACGGUCAACCUGGACUCCCAUUAUUCUACCGAGAUGCGCGACAUCCUCACUCAACCGCCAGCCAAGGGCAAAUAUGAGAAACUGAGAACAGAGCUGGUAAAGAGGCUAAGUGCUUCGCAAGCGAGAAAAACCAAGCAGCUGCUGGAGACCGAAGAGAUGGGCGAUCGGCGUCCAUCCCAGUUCUUCCGACAUCUCCGCGGCCUGGCGGGGACAGCUAUCCCAGACGACCUCCUGCGAUCAUUAUGGCUGGGUCGGCUCCCAUCGCCUACCCAAGCGAUCCUGGCCACGCAGACUAAUGCAUCAUUGGAUGCGUUGGCCGACCUGGCCGAUGCCAUUGCGGAUACCAACCCUCAGCCGCAGGUGGCUGCAGUGUCCUCCCUGGAGGCGAUGGUGGACUAG
This is a messenger RNA of Bacillus rossius redtenbacheri, 474 nucleotides long. RefSeq lists its product as uncharacterized. The transcript has a single exon. NCBI's taxonomy places the organism in Eukaryota, Metazoa, Arthropoda, Insecta, Phasmatodea, Bacillidae. Bases 1 to 474 code for a protein of 157 amino acids. The record is from RefSeq and is a predicted model, not a curated record.